AAAAAAUUUCACCACCCCGAUACGAUUACGUUUUAUCACAAGACGCAUUCAAAUCGUUUAAAAAAUAACCAUUUCAACAAAAAAAAUAUCAAUAUUUCCAAAUUUCUAUUUAAAAAAGUAAGUAAUUCAAAAAACAACAGCGAAAUUAAGCAAGUUUUUAUCAAUUUUCCUUGUGUUUCCAAAAAACAAAAAAAUUAUAUAUACAUACCAACCACCUAUAAACUGCGACGCAAAAUAAUCGCACAAAAAAAAAAAAAUGGCCGCUUAUAAGAAGACUUGUGAAAUCAGCAAACGUUUAAGCGAAAACUUAUCUUCAUCAUCCAGCAGCGAAAGUGAUUCCGAUUCUGAUUAUGAUGGUAUCCUUAGCAGUUCAGCAAGUCAAUAUUCCAAUUCGACUGGUUCAAAGUCGACAACUACAACAACAGUCCAACGUUUACCAACCCGACGACCCGAUCCAAACGUUUCCAAUCGCAAUGCCCUGUUGGCACGCGAAAAUCGACGCAAAAAAAAAGAAUACCUCGAAACACUUGAAAAAGAACUUGAUUCAAUGAAACAUGCAAACAAAAAGUUACACAAAACUUUAAAGAAACAUGUUAAAUUGGUUAAAAAGUUGGAACAUGAAAAACAAUAUUACAAAGGAUUGGUUUCCAAUCAAACUGGGAUUUUAGAUUUGGUCUCGGUUUUGCAUGGCAAAGUACCACCUCAAAUGGGUGCUUAUUCACCCAAACAAUCUUCUUGCUCGCCCACAGACUCAAAUCGAUCAUCGUCGAGUAAUUUUGACGAUCAACCAUUUGUAUACGACUUCAACGAUGACAACGGUACUAAUCUGCUUGUGGAUGCUCCAAUUCUAUCAGAGAGUUUCAUCAAUGAUUUCAAUUUCUUCACAGAUUCCGAUUAUUCACCUUAUGGAGGCGCUGCUGACACUACAACAAAUUGGGACCAAUUGCUUGGUCUAAAUGAUGAUCCACUGCCAGAUGAGGCAGCAGGCUUCUUUCCAAUGUCCCGCGAUGUAGUUUGUGGUGAACACAAUUACUACCAAAGUCCACCAGACAGCGGCGUCUGUUUGCAUUCUGUUGAAGGAACAGUUUCCCUAGAAAACUGUUUAAACUGCGAAAAGCGUCCCCUGCAACAACUUCCCGAGCAAUUACUUGUGGUGGACUAAACUAACAGCAGCAGUUCUUAAGUGGGGACUGCUUUUGAGUGUACUAUUCCUGAGAAGCUGGAUGCGAUGAGACUAACUCCGUCUCGAAAAAAGUAAAAUUUCUAGCUAAAAAGAGCGCUUGAUCGGCGAGAUGUAGAGGCUUUGAGUGAUUUCCAAAAACAUCUUUUUUUGUAACAUCAAAAUGUAUCGUUCCAAACAAAGAAAGGGAAUUACAUUGCUGAGAAGGGAUUGUUGCUGUUGUCCAGCUGAAGAGAAAGAACUAAGUACUAACUAUUACAAAAAAU
Episyrphus balteatus (marmalade hoverfly) is the source of this 1446-nucleotide messenger RNA. RefSeq lists its product as uncharacterized. Gene Ontology annotation, biological process: regulation of DNA-templated transcription. Gene Ontology annotation, molecular function: DNA-binding transcription factor activity. The transcript has 3 exons. Bases 257 to 1162 code for a protein of 301 amino acids. The record is from RefSeq and is a predicted model, not a curated record. NCBI's taxonomy places the organism in Eukaryota, Metazoa, Arthropoda, Insecta, Diptera, Syrphidae.